Messenger RNA from Plenodomus lingam JN3, 684 nucleotides. Lineage: Eukaryota; Fungi; Ascomycota; Dothideomycetes; Pleosporales; Leptosphaeriaceae. The record is from RefSeq and is a predicted model, not a curated record.
AUGGCUAUACUUUCGACAGAACAGUCGCAGACUAGGUUUCUAGCCAUCGUCCUCCCUGCCCUCACGUUAUGCACACACACGCUCCUCGCACUCUCCUCGAUCCUACCCGGCUCCGAUCCAGACCGCGCUUUCUUCUCCCUCGUAUACAACUUCCUCGCCGUCUGUGCGAGUAUAUUGGGUCUUUUGGGCGCAGUCAGAUUGUUACCAAGCCUCGUGUCAAUAUACACGCUCGUACACACCAUUACGCUAUCCUUUGCAACGUUUGCGCUGCUCAACGCCCCCUUGAGCUUCCGCAUCAUCAACCCGAUCAUUCCGAGCUGGCAAAUUGAUGAGAACGCUAUAUGUCGCGACAUCAACGCAGGGUUUGGAUGGGACGAGGCUUGGUUUACAAAAUGCUCCCAGAGCUUUAGCCUUGUCAAGAUAUGUUUUGCAGGCCUGGGCUUGGUGUUGAUGGCGGCACAGUGGUGGGCGCUGAUGACGGUCCGGCGGUGGGGCAAGGAGUUGAGGUUUCAGCGGCUGUUGAUGGAGCGUGGGGAUGGGGAUGUGGAGAAGGCGGGUAUACUGCAUGAUGAUGCUGGGCUGGUGAUUGCGAGCGAGAAGAAUCAUGAGCAAAGAUUCAAGAACAAGACGUGUUUCUCCUGGACUGGUGAUGACCUGGUUCAGAUACUGCUUCUUCCUCUCUAA